AAUAUAUGCUAAUGCAAACGCUCUCUAUCUCACAUUCUUUACUCUCACCACUCAUACGUUUAUGCUCUUAAAAGUUUCAUUUCUCCAAUGGCGUCCUCGAUCACUUCCUUCGAUCAUCACCUUCCCAUGAGCAAGAGACGAUUAAAGUCACUGAGUCUGAGAGAUUACCUUCUUGAUGAUCUCAGCUCUUGCUCAUCCAACGGCUUCAAAUCCCUCCCUCGUCUCCUCGAAGCCGACAUCAAACGGUCCGGAAUACUCCACCGCAAACGGUGUUCUAACUGCGGGCUGGCGUUUAGCCACGCCGUUAAGAAAGCUUCCACGGCGUUACUCAGCGCCGUUAAACUCUUGCCGUUCCCUUCCUCCUCCGUUAAAACUCCUUCUCCCUCUCGGAAGAAAGGGAUGUUCUCGAGGAGCUUCUCUAGAAACCUCUGGAAGAAACUUUCCUACCGUGAAGUUAAUAACGUCGACGACAGAGAGAUUGAGGGACGUGAACAGAAGAUCCAACGAGGGAGAUCAUUGACAUUCGGUGAGUUUCUGAAAGAGAGUCUAGACCAACCGUCCAAUGCAUCAUUUUCCGGUGAAGCGACGUUGUCAAACUCCACCGGCUGUGACUCGACGAGCGUUGGCAGCGAGUUGUUCACGAACUCGGAGGUGACUCAGUCGAGUGGCGAAUCUGAGACGUCGAAGCAAAACGACGCCGUGGGAGAUGGCAUGGAGGAGACAAGAAACAGAGUAGUAGUUAUGAUGAGUGGGGAUUGUGUAGGGUCACUCGUCAGUGACAGAUCGUCUGUCAACGACAACAGAGAGGAAUGCGUGAACGAAGAGAAAGAACAACUCAGUCCGAUAUCUAUCUUGGAAUGCACAUUCCAAGAUGAUGUAGUAACUCCUCAUUCGCAUCAAAAAGUAUUUACAGAAACCCAUGGGAAGAAGCUAUUGAGGAAGAGUCGAAGAUUUGAGACUUUGGUACGACUUGUGCCUGUGGAUUUAGAGAAACGUAUAGAGCAAUAUGUUGAAAGACAGGAUUAUGACUCUCAUCCCAUGGUCCAAACCGAAGAAAAUCAAUCCGAAAACCGAGCAACCCGUUUGUUUGCUCUACUGAAGUCUAGAUUGACUGAGGAACCGAGCCAGUUACUGGCGUCUCAGAAAGUAGACAGUCUUUUGCUAGAUUUUUUCAGAGAAGACGGGAAUACUGACACAAGAGACGAGCAUAAGUUAGUGAAGAUUGUUGAGGAAUGGCUGAUGAGGAGACAAGAAGAAGAGUAUAUGUUUAUGAGUUGGGAAGUGGAAGAGAAGAGAGAGAUUUAUGUGAAGGAAAUGAAAUGGGGUUUUAUCAAUGGUGAUGAGCAAGACUAUGUAGUUGAAGAGUUGGGGAAUGGUUUUGUUACUUCCUUGAUUGAUGAACUUAUUCUUGAUUUAUCACUAUGAGAAUAAGAUUUUUUGUCACAUGUUUGUUGCCGUUCACUAGAGUCUAUAUUUAAAAUUUAUGUCAAUAUGUAUUCAGUGGCGACGCUAGAUUUUGACUUGACAUGGAUCAUAAUUAUUUAGGAUUGGUUAAAAAGAUAUACAAUUGAGAUUUGAACUUAAGACAUGUGGGUCAAAAGAAGAGGUUUUGACCAAUUCACAAC
This is a messenger RNA of Brassica napus (rape), 1625 nucleotides long. RefSeq lists its product as uncharacterized. The coding region runs from base 88 to 1425 and encodes 445 amino acids. The record is from RefSeq and is a predicted model, not a curated record. Lineage: Eukaryota; Viridiplantae; Streptophyta; Magnoliopsida; Brassicales; Brassicaceae. The transcript has 3 exons.